CCCAAAUCAAAACUAUCACACGCACUUUCUCUCUCUAAAAAAAAUUAAAAAUAUAAACUGCUCACAUUCUCCACUGGUUUUCCGCCACCGGAAAUGAAACCGGCGCCGGAGAAAUUGACGAUACGCCUAUCGAGGCCGCUUUAGUUGGACGGCGGAGAAAUCGAGGGCCGAUGAUGAAACUGGAGAGCGAAUUUCAUCAGAAAAUGGACGGUCAGACGAAGCUCACUCGAACGAAUUCAUCACUCCUCCGCUCAUCCCCCACCAUCCGCUCAUCCAUCCACAGCUUGUCUUCUGUGAGCGAGAUCGCGCCCGAUUCCCACGCGGAGGAUCUCGAGGAGCAGAAGCCCCACAGCAGGCCGCUUCCACCUCCGGCUCGCUCCGGUGCGCCGGUGGCCGUCGCCUCCCUCCUCCUUCUCUACGCGCUCUUCGCCUUCUUCACUUCGGACGAUUUAGCCACUUCGGAGAAUCUGCUCUCAGCUUUAAUUUUCGUCGCGGUGUUGCUGUUCCUGUUGUCGAGAAACAAGGGUUUCGUGAGCAGGAAUGUCAAUUUCAUCAAGCAAAUUUGCGAUGAGUAUGGGAAGAGGUUAGGGUUUCUGUCGAGAACUCACUCGAAGCCUGUGCAAUGGUUCAUCGGCGAGGCGGAAUCGGAGGAAUUGGAACAAUGCAGGGUGGAGAGGAGUAGUAGGAAGAUUGUUCGGGAAGGUGUGGAGUUUUACAGCAAUGGCGAUUUCUACGAAGGGGAGUUUCAUAAGGGGACGUGUAAUGGGAGUGGUGUGUACAAUUACUUUGUGAAUGGGAGGUAUGAAGGGGAUUGGAUCGAUGGGAAAUACGAUGGUUAUGGGAUCGAGAGCUGGGCGAGAGGGAGCAGGUACAGAGGGCAGUAUCGGCAGGGGUUGCGCCAUGGAUAUGGAGUGUAUAAGUUUUACACAGGGGAUUCUUAUGCUGGAGAGUGGUGCAAUGGGCAGAGCCAUGGCGUUGGAGCUCAGACUUGUGGCGAUGGGAGCUGCUUCGUCGGCGAGUUCAAAUGUGGGGUUAAGCAUGGCCUUGGAUGCUACCAUUUCAGGAAUGGAGAUAGAUACUUCGGUGAGUACUUUGGGGAUAAAAUCCAUGGCUUCGGGGUCUAUCACUUCGCCAACGGCCAUUUCUACGAAGGGUCGUGGCACGAAGGCCGGAAGCAAGGCUACGGAAUGUACACCUUCCGAAAUGGUGAGGCCAGAUGUGGAGAAUGGGAUGAUGGCAAUCUCAGUAUCCCACUCACCCCACUCACUGAUGCAGUUCUUCGAGCAGUUCAGGCUGCUAGGAAGACUGCGGAGAAUGCAAUCCACCUCCGCCGGGUUGAUGAGCAAGUGAACAAGUCUGUGGUGGCCGCAAACAGGGCUUCCACCGCAGCCAGAGUCGCUGCCAUCAAAGCUGUUCAGAAUAGGAUUCAUGGGCAAUUUUGUGAUACCAACUUGUGAGAUGUUAACUGGUAAAUGUAAGUUUACCAGCACUGAUUUUCCACAUCGAAAACGGGCACCCUGCUGAAGGCUGAAAGCCAACUCCAGUGGUUGAGAUUUGGUUAACUAUUCUCUAACUUGUACAUAGAUCAUCACCAUGUAUACUACUCCUAGUUAGUGCACAUAUAUGUGUAUGCUGAAUCCAGCCCUUUGUCUAAUUGUAGCCAAAUUUUCAGAUUUACUUUUACAUGCUUUGUGUUCUUAUCUUA
Messenger RNA from Salvia splendens (bonfire salvia), 1705 nucleotides. RefSeq names its product MORN repeat-containing protein 1. Lineage: Eukaryota; Viridiplantae; Streptophyta; Magnoliopsida; Lamiales; Lamiaceae. The transcript is spliced from 3 exons. Bases 171 to 1457 code for a protein of 428 amino acids. The record is from RefSeq and is a predicted model, not a curated record.